Molecule: messenger RNA, 525 nt
Organism: Lactuca virosa
Lineage: Eukaryota; Viridiplantae; Streptophyta; Magnoliopsida; Asterales; Asteraceae
Source: the annotation of a GenBank genome assembly
AUGGAUCAAUUUUACAAGACUACUCGGUACUCACGUGCUGCGAUCCCCCUAAAAGAAAGGGAGAAGAGUAGUACGCUACUACUACUAGUGAAGCAUUUCGAAAUAGCCAUCAGCAACUGUGAUGCGCGGCUAUCAGCAGCCCGGCAAGCUCCGCAUGCGAGGUUCAGUACCCUCGCCUCGAGUCGUCUGGCUUUUCAGCACGGCUCCAUUGUAGCGGCAAGCUCCGCAUGCGAGGUUCAGUACCCUCGCCUCGAGUCAUCUGGCUUUUCAGCCCGGCUCCAUUGUAGCGGCAAGCUCCGCAUGCGAGGUUCAGUACCCUCGCCUCGAGUCGCCUGGCUUCUCAGCCCGACUCCAUUACAGCGGCAAGCUCCGUAUGUGAGGUUCAGUACCCUCGCCUCGAGUCGUAUGGCUUUUCAGUCCGGCACCAUUGUAGCGGCAAGCUCUGCAUGCGAGGUUCAGUACCCUCGCCUCGAGUCGUCUGGCUUUUCAGCCCGAUUCCAUUGUAGCUGCAAGCUUCGCAUGUGA